Molecule: messenger RNA, 519 nt
Organism: Theileria equi strain WA
Lineage: Eukaryota; Apicomplexa; Aconoidasida; Piroplasmida; Theileriidae
Exons: 3
Coding region: 1-519 (172 amino acids)
Biological process (GO): regulation of GTPase activity; endoplasmic reticulum to Golgi vesicle-mediated transport
Cellular component (GO): TRAPP complex; cis-Golgi network; trans-Golgi network
Source: RefSeq, a predicted model, not a curated record
AUGGGCGAAGUUUCUAGAAGAUCGCAAGUUAUACUUAUAAAUGAAAUAAUUAGGUAUCAUGUUUCAAGACCAAUCCCAUCAAUCGGGGAUAUUGCACUGGACAAAUCGCAAGAUGAAGAAACACAUACAUCUGUCCAUUCCUCGCUACAAACACAAGGCUACUCUUUAGGGGCAAAAAUAAUAUCAAGACUAACACUAUCCAAAGGUCGUAUCUGGGAAUCUAAUAAAUGUAUGGUAUUCAUUUGCAGAGAUUUGUGGAUUUAUCUAUUUGGGAAGCAGGCGACUAGACUACAGUCUAAUAGUCAGGGUGUGUAUAUUGUCUUUUCGGAUGACAUCUACUGGCUAGAGAACGUCAAUUUUAAUCCAUCAAAGGAUGUAGAUAAUCCAAAGUAUCAGAAUACAUCUGUUAACGUAUACAGAACUCUCUAUCUCUCGCUAAUAUCUGGUAUUAUAAAGGGGUCGUUGGAAUCCUUAGGUUUUCCGUCUACGGUUGAUGCGGUUUUUGACGAACAUUGUUAG